Molecule: messenger RNA, 3903 nt
Organism: Anguilla rostrata (American eel)
Lineage: Eukaryota; Metazoa; Chordata; Actinopteri; Anguilliformes; Anguillidae
Gene: ccdc80
Product: coiled-coil domain containing 80
Exons: 7
Coding region: 728-3460 (910 amino acids)
Biological process (GO): extracellular matrix organization; positive regulation of cell-substrate adhesion
Cellular component (GO): basement membrane
Source: RefSeq, a predicted model, not a curated record
UGUAAUGGGAAAGGGGAAGGCGAGACUCACUCCAACCAUCGCUUUCCUGAGAUUUCUUUCGUCUUUGGAGACUAAUAUAAAGUCCCUUCUCUCCUCCGGAAACAGUAUUAAAGUGCUCCGCGGUGCAGUGAGACGAACUAAGCGGUAAAUUACUUCUUGGGGAAAGUAGCGGUUAAUGGAAGUCCUACGCAUAUAUUAGUUUUUAUUUGGUUGAUAAUUUGGAAUCGCGAAAGGACUAUUUCGUUCUUCAACGCAAGUGUCAUGUGACAUUUCCUUUCGAUUCGACGAAUUAAUAGGACAAGUGGUCAGUGGAUUUUAAUGCCACGGAAUGCUUCGUUUAUUCUUUUGCGCACUAUUUUAAAGUUGGAUUCACGUAUUUAAACGAGUUGUCAUUGUUUUACUUUAUAUGCGUUUUAUUGUAUAAUUAUGUACAGGUUUUUAAAUAAUAAUUGAUCAUUUUGUUUUCUGGUUUUGAAAAUCAUUCAAAUUGCACUAUUGUUUGGAGUCAUAAUUUUGUGCUUCUGUCGGACUGUUGCCUUGUAAUUAACAAAUGAAAAGUGCUCUGCAGCGAAGCUAGACUAGUGAACAAUGCUUUGAAGCGUAUAACAUUUGUAACUGACUCAUUACAACUGGUACCCUUUGUUAUCAACUAAAGACGCUAAAACCUAUGCUGCACACUCGGAAUUUCUUUCUCUUCAUGUGGAUUUUUCUUUGGUAGAGCGAUAUAAUGAAGCGGACACUGAUGUUUGGGGUAGCGGUUGCGUUGCUGGCGCUAGCCUGGGCAGGAGAUGACACUGAGCUGCUGCAGGCUGAGAGACGGGAAAAUCUCAGACGGCUUUCUUUUGCUCGCGCCAGGCCAAACAAAGCAAACUCGCAGUCAGAAGCUCAGACUCGCGCUGCUGACGGCGAUGCUCAGCCCGUGCUCAGCCCAGGCAGCCAGGGGAGACGUGGUCCUGUACAGCGGCAGUAUCAGAUUGCAGGACGUGCGAGGGCUCUGCAGGUCAGAAGGAUGCUGCCUGGCAGGAGACCUGUUCAGCAGCGAAGCCCCCAUCUGAACGCCAUGGUUCAGGACGAUGGCGCUCCAGGAUCUCGGGCGAGGCUUGCCCGCAUGCCGAGCGGCGCGGGGUCUCCUAAUCUUUUAGCGAGCUUCGCUGGGAAAAACCGCGUGCUGGUCAUCUCCGCCCCACACGACUCGGACGGUUACUACAGGCUGAUGAUGAGCCUCCUGAAGCCGGACGUGUAUUGCGAGUUGGCGGAGCGGCACGUGCAGCAGAUCGUCAUGUUCCACCAGGAGGGGGAGACGGGGGGCAAAGUGAGACGCAUCACCAGCGAGGGCAAAGUCAUGGAGGAGCCCCUGGACACCGCCCUCAUCCCCAGGCUCAUGAACUUCCUGAAGCUGGAGAAGGGGAAGUUUGGGAUGGUGCUGCUGAAGAAGACGCUGCAGGUGGAGGAGCGCUACCCCUACCCGGUCAGGCUGGAGGCCAUGUACGAGGCCAUCGAUCGGACGCCUAUGCGCAAGCUGGAGAAGACCAGGCAGAAGGGCUUUGUGCAGAAGUGCAAGGGGGCUGGUGUCGAGGGGCAGGUGGAGGAGGGUGGCGGAACCCGCACGUCCGGCACAAACGCUCAGGUGGACACACCUGUGCCGAGGAAGCCAGUUCAGCGUAAGCCAUUCCGCCGACCCAUUCAGACUACCACUGCCCUGGCCACCACCACCACUACCACCACAACAACGACAACUACGACAAAGCCAACGACCACCACCACCACCACGCGUCCCACCACAACCACACGGGCAACUACCACCUCCACCACCACCAUAGCACCUCCCACCACCACCACCACCACUACCACCACCACUCCCCCACCUACCCAGAGGCCCGCCAAGGCCAAAACGCCUCCACACUGGAUUCCAGCCCCCAAAGCCACUGCCGAACCUUCGAGAGGUAAUCGCAAGGAUCGUCCCAGGCACAAAGUCACACCUUACCCCACGCCUCCCUCUGAGUACUACACAAAGGCCUACACGGGACAGUACGGCGACAAUCGCACGGACAAGAAGGAUUACGGCCGCAAGCAAGAAGGUGUGGUGCCAACUGAGCACAAUCCCGCCAAAGCCAAACCCCCUAAGAAGAAGAAUGGUGGGAAGGUGCUGAGCAAUGAAUAUGAGGAGAAGUCCCCAGCGGUGGGGCCCAAACCUGAGGAUCCAGAGGGGUCUGAGCUGGAGGUCAUCUCCAAAAAGAAGGGAAAAGGGAAGAACGGCAAACCUGAGAAGAAGAAGAAGAAGUCUGACAAGCCAGACAAGUCAGCCAAGAGGAAUAAACCCGAUAAGAAGGCAAAGGCUGCCAAAGAGGGCAAGGGAGACAAUCGCAACAAAAAGGCGGGAAAGAAGGCCUCCAAGAAUAAGGACGACAAAGAUGCCUUCCAGAAGCCCUCAAAGAAAGCGCCUCCGCCUAAAGGCACUUUAGCCUCCUUCCUAGAUUACUUUGAAAGUAGAAGACGGCUUAUUGUGAUCACCUCUCCGCACGAGGAGAACAACAUGUACGUCCAGCAGAGGGACGAGUACCUGGAGCACGUGUGUGAGAUGGCCGUCAGAAAGGUCUCCAUCAUCACCAUCUUUGGCGCAUUGACCAACAGCAGCAUGAAGAUCGACCACUACCAGCUUGAGCACGACAAACCCAUGAAAGGCAUGAGGUACGAGGACCUAGUGAACAAGGACCUCAUCGUCCAGAUUCGGAAGGAGUUCGGGAUGAUGUAUAACGACUUCUACAUGGUGCUAACUGACUUCGACAUGAAAGUGAAGCAAUCCUACGAAGUUCCCAUCGCCAUGAAGGCUGUGUUCGAUUACGUGGACACCUUCUCCUCGCGGAUCAAGGAAAUGGAGCAGCAGAAGAAGGACGGUGUGGUGUGUAAGAAAGAAGACAAACCAAGAUCUCUGGAGAACUUCCUCUCCAGGUUCCGUUGGCGACGCCGGCUGUUUUUGAUCUCCGCCCCCAAUGAUGAGGAAUGGGCCUAUCAGCAGCAGCUCUAUGCUCUGACCAGCCAGGCCUGUAACCUUGGCCUGCGUCACAUCUCUGUUCUGAAGCUGGUCGGCGUGGAUACAGCGGACAUGGGUGGAGUUCUAGAACUGUACCCCAUCAACGGAAGUGCGAGCGUGGAACGCGAGGGCAUCUCGCCCGCCCUGGUGAAGGACAUAAGGAACUACUUCCAGAUCAGCCCGGAGUACUUCUCCAUGCUACUGGUGGGCAAGGAUGGGAACGUCAAGUCGUGGUACCCUUCCCCGAUGUGGUCCAUGGCCAUCAUCUACGACCUGGUGGACUCCAUGCAGCUGCGCAGACAGGAGAUGGCCAUCCAGCAGUCCCUGGGCAUGCGCUGUCCCGAGGACGAGUACGGCGGCUAUGGUUACCAUCACCAUGGUUACCACGAUGGCUACCAAGAUGGCUAUCACCAAGGAUAUGGCUACUAAGGGGAGUGACGUGACCCUUGACCCCCUGAGGUUUGUUUAUAUUUUCAGUUGAGGUAAUGACAGGGUCAAAGUGCAAGAGCCCCACCAGCAACAUUUUUCUUAAUAUUAACAGCCCAGCAUUCAAAUUGUUUGCAUGGGCCACACUUUUUUUUCAGCCACAAGCUGAAGAUAUAUACUUUCAACAUUUAUGGACGUUUCUGUUUUGGAUAAAGAAACUUGUGUAGAUAUAUUCUUUUAUAUGCCACGUAUUUUAUUUAUUGGAAGCUCUAUUUGAAGUGAUUGAAUUUGGGAAUGACAGUCAACUGUAUAACAUUGUUGGAGCCAAUCUUCAACAUGAAAAAAUGUAUUUGUUUUGAUCAUUCUUGAAUGCUGUUAUUUAUAUGCAGUUUCACUGUACAGUGUCACUGUAUACUGAUGAAUAAAGCCCUCAGUUCAUUACCAAA